Ctenocephalides felis (cat flea) is the source of this 630-nucleotide messenger RNA. RefSeq names its product borealin-like. The record is from RefSeq and is a predicted model, not a curated record. Bases 15 to 341 code for a protein of 108 amino acids. Lineage: Eukaryota; Metazoa; Arthropoda; Insecta; Siphonaptera; Pulicidae. The transcript has 3 exons.
GAUUCAAAACACCCAUGAGGAACAAAACUAUAAAUAAAUCAAAUUAUGGAAUGAUCACCCCCAAGGUUGCUAAAAAUCAAACUUUAAUGCUUAUGAGAAGGCCUGUCCAAGGGGAAAUGGCUAUGUCCUUGGCCGGAAGUCCACUCCUGGUGUCCAAUGUUGUUGGCGAAGAAUUGGCCAAUGUUAAUAUACCAAUGCCCGAUGGAACACAUCUCGCCUUGUUCCCCACACAGUUAGGAAAAAUUGAUCCUGAAGAUUUGCCGAAAUUUGAUGCUGAUACUAAAAAACAAUUACAAAUGCUUGCGGAAAACUUAACUAAAAUUUGCAAGAUGUGUAAAUAAAUCUAAAUUUUUUUAGUGAAUUGUAGUAGAGUAAUAGUUAAACCACUGAUAAUGUUCAAUUAUUUAAUUAGACUUAGCAUUUUAUAAUUACAUUUUACGAUAUAUGUUGUACUUAUUGUCUAUAUUUGUUAACUGUUGAUACGAUGACGAACUCCCCACAUGAAAUUGGCAUUUUGAUUUGUUUUGAUAUAAGUCCUGACGGGCCCCACAACGUGGUGAUGAGGAAUAUCAUGUCUCUUUACUGCAUUCCGAGAUAAUUCUGAUAAUGAUAAAAGUUUUAUAGAAUAAA